AUGGCCGAGCCCGAUCCUCAUAUCCAGCGACGGUCCUCCUCCCAGGCCUCCUCCGCAUCCAGCAGGAGCCAAAAGGCUAAAACACUUCGCAUCAAAGCCCAGAAACGAAACUCGGCUUCCUCCAAUGCGACCACCGAUCUCACAUCGUUCCCUUCGCUUUCCCCGCCCGAUAAUGCCCCCACGUUGACACAAGGCUUGACGAGUACGUUGAUGACAGAAAAUGGUGCGGAAGGGGCUCCCGACGUUGGCCGUGGGCGCAAAACCACCUUGGCGAAGCUUACCACGGGCGUGUCACAUAAUUCUGGCCGAGCCGCCCUAUUCGAGGACUCGGCCCCCAUACGCGAUAUUCCGGGGGCCCUGCACUUGGCAGAUGAUGCUCACAUCGAGCGUUUAAUCUCGAGUACCGGGCCCGUGAAGAUUGUCAGGCAAUAUGCGCGGGAUCUGGCUCAGCGGGAUGCUGAAAUCUCAGCUCUUCGUCACCGUGCCGAUGCAAGGGAGCGGGAGCUCAAGCGGAUGCUUCGAGAAGUAUCCAUAUCGAAUCAGGAUAUCGAGCGUCGCCUAUACCAACUGGAGAACCAUCCAGAGGAUGGGGCCUCGGACGCAGACAGCAGCCACAGUGGUGAAAAUUCCACGGGUCUGAAUGGACUCAUGUCUCAGGCCAUGGCUGAUGCAGUUGGUGCGCAACCUGAUGGAGAGAACUCAGACUUGCAGGCGACUAUUCGUGCUCAGCGAUUGGAAACUGACGCUCGCGUUGGAGGGUCAAGCACUGACUCAAGCAACAAUCGAAAGCGGACGGGGUCACUUCGCGGCUGGGGGGAUUAUCUCUUUGGUGGCUCGGCCAAUGCGAGCCGGAAGACCAGCCGUGCCAGCAGCAUCAUGAGUGAUAUGCAAGGGAUUGACGAGGAAGGCGCUGAGCGCCCUCGAUUGCCCAGUAACCCUUCUGUCCGUCGCAAGGCUCUCGAUGACCAGCUGUUCCAGCCCCCGGGCAUAUCUGCGCGUGAAGCGAAUCGCAUCACCGGUGGCUCUACAAAUGGCGAUGAUUCAAGUAUACAUUCACGCAAAUCCUCGCGCUCGCUUGGGUCUUGGACUGUCAAAUUAUUUGCCGGUAACGCACAAACGCCAAGAGAUGCGAGCGACUCCGAGGCCAGGAGCAUCAAGUCCGACAUCCCGGACAAAACAACCAACCAGCUGGGUGCUUCGAAGGGCGGGAUGUCCGCCAUUGCUGCAUUGAAGAGGAUCAACGGGAACACCACGGUUCCAACAGGACGUCCCGCCAGCGGGAGCAUUGGUACGGUCAGAAUAAAUCCCCCGGCCGCGCGAAGGAAUGCAGCAGGGAGUGUAUCACAAGGCACGGCCCCCGAGACUACAGACCGAAGCGCGACCAACCUUGGCCCCGUGGAGAUGGAUGCCAUUUUGCCUGUCGAGUCUCGACCUCCAACUCUGACUCCAAUAUACAAUAACUCACAGGCCGGCGAGUUCCUUACGGAUCGAUUUGGGUUCAUCUAUGAUCAGCGUCGAAAGAGGCGACAGAGGGAAGCUGCCUCUGGAAAGCCGACCCGACAUCGUUUGAGCAUUGCCGAGACUCUUGGAAACCUUCGAAGCGAUGCCUCGGACGUGGAAGAUAAUCAAGCCGAUCCUCAAAAGGCACCUGAGACCCCGGUGUCUCCUCCUGGUUCCCCCGACGACCCUGAAAGUGGCGCUGUCAGCCUCCGCCGCUGGCAGGACUAUCUCAGGAUUCCAUCUCGUCCAACAGAGCUUCUUUCGCAUACACCAUCUGCGGCCCCGAUUAUUUCUCUGACCACUGCAGGAGAUAAUCGCCCCAAUAGCUCGUCUCUCUCGACGGAUAAGGGUCUCUCUGUCGGUUCGAGCGCACAGCCAUCGGCAACCACAUCGGCCAUCACCGCAGACCGCCCUGAAUUCUCUGGAGGAAUCAUGGAAGAGCCUGUUGCCAUAUCGGCCAAAGCCAAUCUAGCCGAAGUCGAACCAGUAAAGCUACUACUGGAGCAGCUAACUGAUCUCCACGAUACGCUGCAACGUGAUCGUACGGUCCGAUGGAACGAGUUCCUUCGCAAGGUGCGCGCAGAGCGCAGGAAAGAGGGUGAAGCUGCAGCGGCAGCGUCCUCGGACCGAUCCCUCACUGCGGUUGACACGCCUGAAGCAACUCUCGCUGACGGCGAGGUCAUCGGCAUUGCUGGCCUGGGCAAUAAAGGCAAGGUUGGCCGUAACAAGUGGCGAGAAUUCCGGUCACUUGUUCUCGGCGGUAUCCCAGUUGCUCUCCGCGCCAAGGUGUGGUCUGAGUGUAGUGGUGCAUCUGCGAUGCGCAUUCCGGGAUACUAUGAUGAGCUCGUGCGAGGAGUUGGUGGAACUGAACCUGAUUCUUCGGUUAUCGCGCAGAUUGACAUGGACAUCCGUCGCACCCUUACCGACAAUGUGUUCUUCCGCAAAGGCCCCGGCGUUGAUAAACUCAGAGAGGUCCUUUUGGCGUAUUCGCGCCGUAACGAGGAAGUGGGAUACUGCCAGGGCAUGAACCUCAUUGCAGCCUCACUUUUGCUCAUCAUGCCGACGGCCGAGGAUGCAUUUUGGAUUUUGACCUCCAUGAUUGAGAUCAUCCUGCCUCAACAUUACUAUGACCAUGGACUCCUUGCGUCUCGUGCCGACCAGACAGUACUGCGCCAGUACAUCUCAGAGCUUCUUCCAAAGCUGUCAGCACACCUUGAAGAUCUCGGUGUGGAACUGGAGGCCCUUACGUUCCAAUGGUUCCUUUCGGUGUUUACGGACUGCCUCUCUGCGGAAGCUCUAUACCGAGUAUGGGAUGUGGUACUGUGCCUCAACGUCACCAGUGCGGUAUCCAAUGGCCCAGGCCCGACCGUCUCGUCUGCCUCCAGCGUGAAGGAUGGCAGUGACAAGGCGACCCCAUCCUCUGAAGACGGUGCGUCCGGCAGUGGAGGCGGAAGCACGUUCCUUUUCCAAGUUGCUCUGGCCCUGCUCAAGCUCAAUGAGCCGCAACUGCUCACGACGUGUUCCACCCCGGCCGCCCUUUAUACGUACAUCAACCACCAGAUGACCAAUCAUGCCAUUAGCAUCGAUGGCUUGAUCCAAGCCAGCGAGGCACUGCGCAAUAUGGUUCGCCGCGAAGACGUCGUCUCUCGCCGAGCCGUCGCCCUCCAAGAAAUGCGAGAAUUCAGCGGCAGGCAUCACUAG
Messenger RNA from Penicillium cinerascens, 3201 nucleotides. RefSeq names its product TBC domain-containing protein. The coding region runs from base 1 to 3201 and encodes 1066 amino acids. The record is from RefSeq and is a predicted model, not a curated record. The transcript has a single exon. Lineage: Eukaryota; Fungi; Ascomycota; Eurotiomycetes; Eurotiales; Aspergillaceae.